UUGUAGAGUGGAGAAACAUCGCUCUCCUCUCUGAGUGAAUGACGGAGAGCCGUGUUACGUAUAACUGAUACUUACGUAUAACUGACACUACGUAUAACUGACUCUUACGUUUUUUGUUAUUUCCAAAAAAAAUUCGCCCGCGCUGCAUGUGUGUUCGCUUACUUCGCUUACCAUUCAGAAAAACAUCAACACAAAGUAUGGAUAUUUGAUAGGCAGAGUGACCCAAUGAAAAGCUAUUUGUUUGGGAAAAUAUUCAACCAUUUUCGAAUGUUUUAAUAACUCGGCGACAGGUUUCAUUCGAUUCGGAACGGUUGUUGUUGUUUUAGUGAAGCACACCUACUAAAAUACAAAACCACUCACACACACGCGAAACAUACACACGGUUGUGAUUUGGCGCGCUCUCUGUGUGCGUGUGUACAUACAACAAAAAGCAAAAAGAAACGAAUUUCGGAGUGCAAAGAAACAGAAAACGGCAAGCGAGAAAAUCGGAAAGCCAAAAAACCAAAACAGUGCAAGUUACAGUUUUCACAAAACCAGGAAAAACAAGAAAAUUCAAUUUGAUUCCGAAGAUUUUAGCCUGCGAGUGUGUGUGUGUGCAGCAGCAAACAAAUACCAAUACCAACCUACGGCCAGGAAAGAAGAAGAGAAGCAGCGCAAAGCAGAAGAAGAGAGAUGAUGUAAACUUUGUUGUAACCAAAAAAAAACAACAAACAGUAACGAAUAAAGCAGAGAAAAGAGGAAAACGGGAAAAGUUGUACUUCGAAAUCUUGCAGUCUUCGAGUGAUUUUGAGAAUUCUUCAAAAUGCCAGAAACGGAGCAGGAGAGUUGCAACAAGGAGUGGCUGCAGUCGCAGCUGAGAUCCCUGGACUCCAAGGAGCUGAUUCUUCUGGACUGUCGGGGCUCCCACGAGUACAGUGAAUCGCACAUCCGCGGGGCCGUGAACCUCUGCAUCCCCAGCAUCGUCCUGCGGCGCCUGGCACUCGGAAAAAUCGACCUGGCCUCCACGAUCAAAUCGCCCGAGCUAAAGGAGCGCAUCCAGACGGGCUACAAGCUCUGCUGGUUCAUCUUGUACAACGGCGAGGGCGUGGCCAGUCAGAAUCAGGAGGUGGCAGGAGCCGGUUCCUUCGCCGUCGCCAUGGACUCCAUCAUCAGCAUCCUGCACCGUCGCCUCAAACAGGACGGCUGCCGAGUGGUUGCCCUUCAAGAUGGCUUCUCCAGUUUUCGCCAGGCAUUUCCGGAAUGGUGCGAGGAUGAUAAUCAGGCGCACAACAAAGAAAUGGAAUCUAGUCGCAACGUACAGACCGAUCAGUUAAUGGGUCUAAGGUCCCUACGCAUUUCCACAACGCAUUCCGAUUCCGCGUGCAGCAGUUCGGCUGAAUCUUCGGAUUGCGAGAGCACCGGCCACCAUCAUCACCACCACCAUCAUAAUUUCAACGAGGCGCCUGUGGAGAUUAUUCCAGGAUUAUUGUUCCUGGGAAAUGCCUCGCACAGCUGCGACUCGAAUGCAUUGCAAAAGUACAACAUUAAGUACGUGCUGAAUGUGACACCAGAUUUGCCAAAUGAGUUUGAGAAGUCGGGCAUUAUCAAAUAUCUGCAAAUUCCCAUCACCGAUCAUUAUUCACAAGAUUUGGCCAUGCAUUUCCCAGAUGCCAUACAGUUUAUAGAGGAAGCGCGGUCCGCCAACUCGGCAGUGCUGGUCCACUGCCUGGCCGGGGUUUCGCGCUCGGUGACCGUGACGCUCGCCUACUUGAUGCACACCCGUGGCCUGAGUCUCAACGACGCCUUUAUGAUGGUGCGGGACCGGAAGCCGGAUGUGUCGCCCAACUUCCACUUCAUGCAGCAGCUGCAGUCCUUCGAGAGCCAACUGCGCUUGAGUCCGGGUGACGAGCAGGCGAUGGACGAGUCCGGGAUGAUGGGCCCCAGUGUGGUGGGUCUGGUACUGGGCCCCGCAUCCUCCGGCUCUGCGUCCAAUGUCCUGGCGACGAAUCCCAGUGUGGUGGCCUCGCGUUGCGGACGCGGCUCCAAGUUCUCGUGCAAUUGCAUUGCGCCGGACUGCAAGUGCAUGCAAACCGGCGGCUUUAUGGCCGCCCACUUGGCCAAGGCCACGGGGGUUUCGCCGGACUCCGGCAUCGAGUUCGACCGCUGGACCCCGUCAGACACGGGUCUCAAAUGAGAACAGCUGGGCGGUAAGAGUUUCGUGCUGCCGCCAAGUCAGGAGAUCCUUGCUGCGGCCGUCGCCACAUCGCCGCCGCCCAUUUGCCUGGCGGUAAAUCCGGAUAACAUGUCCCCGGCCAGCACCACCAGUUCGUCCACAUCGACCACGACCACGGCGGAGGCGGUUUCCGUGGUGGAGGUGGUGCAGCAUCGCGAUCAGGAAAUGGCCGAGGAGGACAUUGAAACCGGCGGAGAAGACGAUGAGGAGGCGGCCUAAGCGGCAAAGCCUUUCCCAACUUGGUUCUCACACAAAACAUCCGUUCGAACACAUACAUAUGAGCCGCUUAUUCAAUAGGGGUACGAAUUCAAACUUUAAACCAUGUACAAAGUCUUGAGGAACUACCCAACGUACACAUAUUAAUUAAUACCACAUAAAUAAAUUAAUGUUUAGUACAUUUUUAAGGUCAGAUACAAACAAAAUCCAAUGUUAUCCACACGCAAACCAACUACAACUAUACAAAAAGAAUGAAAAUACUAAAAUAUAUAAAAUAUAUUUAUAUAUACGCAGUGUACAUGUUUGUGUUUAACUCCUAAGCCAAGUCAAGAGAAUAAAUAUAUACGAAAGCCGAAGCAAAAAUAAAAAAUUUAACUUUAAACCGAUUUUCUAGGCAUAUAGUUUUAUUUUUAGUUUUAAAUUUUUACUAAAACUCGAAAUCGUUUAUAAAUGUACAAUUUGUUAGAUGCGGAGCGAUGGGCCGCGAAAGGGAGACCCAUUAUAUAAAUAUACCUACCACUUAAUUACCGAAUGCCAAGUCAUAUAAUUGUAAAGUGAACUAAAAUCCCGAAUAUCGAAGAAUUUUUAAAAUUUAAAACAAAACAAAAAACACUAAAACAAAGAAAAUAAAAUUCAACCAUUUGCACAACACAAAUAACCACACAAAAAACUUUUUGCCAAAAAGCAAAACAUUUUUUAUGUUUUUUUAAAGGGUGGUCUAAAAAAUAUUGGCACAGACCAUAAAAGUAUGAGAUUUUAGGAAGGAUUGAAAAUAUGUCUAGAUUGUAGAAAAACACAUUCUACUAAUGAUAUGUUAAAGUUGGAGAACAGCAAGAUGGAAAUAAAUGAAAUGAUUAAUUUGUUAUGUAAUGGAUAUGAAUAAAGUUGUAUGUCAGCUGUUUUCCAGUCAGGCAAUGUUGGUACAAAAUUUUAUCAGGUGACGUUUCAAGAAACAAAACAAAAACCAAACUAAAUCUGAAGAAUGGUUUACAUGUAAUACAAACAAGAAAAAAAAAACUAAAAGUAAAAUAAUCCCAGAAACUUUUUUGGAAAAAGAAGGCUGUGCGCAAUAUAAAAACAAUAUAUUUAAACGUAGAGGAAAGCAGAGAUUUAAUACACAAUUUGAUAUAAAAAAGGUUGAUAUGCCAGAAUGGAUUGGUUAGUUGGAUUCAUAUGACGGUGAAAAACUUUCUUUGGCCCAAGGCUUGGAUUGGUUUCUAGCCAAAGCUCGACUGAUUCGAUUUGAUAACGAUGGGAGGGAUGGUCAUGUGGUAAGUGAAAUGGUCAGAAUAUUCUAAAUUUUAAAGCUCAGGAACUAAGUGCAGCCCCUUCAAAGGGUGCGCAAGAGUGCGAUAUAGAUAUGCUUUGGGAAAUGUAGAACAAAACUCGAGUUGCGAGUUCAGAGUCCAUAGAACUCAUCAUCCAAUAUCAUACCAUAGAAAUUAUGUCCACUUUGAAGAGUUUUUAAUUGUAAAGCAACCGACGUUGCUAAACGGGACUAGUUUUGAUUAGAGAAAUGGCUUUAUUUAAGCAAACGAAUGAGUUUUUAUUAGGCAGCUAAAUACGGAUUGAAGUUCCUGUUGAAAAGGAAGCUUGCUAAGCUAGUUGCUCUAGCCCAUAAGAUUUUUGCAUGUAAACCCCUACGAUUUUGAACGAGCUUUCCCAGCUAAGCGCCAAAAAACUGGGUAAAAUAACUUAAGCAUUAUACAAAAAUAAAAUGCCAAUUUAAUGUUGAAAGCCUCAGUCAGUAUAAAAUAACUAAGAAUACAAUUAUGUACUUUUGAAUGGCAUAGAAUACGUGUUUUAAAUCAAAUGCGAAAUUAAAAAAGUCCCAACAACCCGUAAAUAAUUGUGCGCCAAACGUUUUGCCACUUAAUAAAUUGAGAUAACGGAAAAUGUAUUAAGAAAUGUCUGCUGAUCCAUGUGACAAAUUCCAAUUUUUUGAACGGCACUAAGCGAUCCACUUUUUACAAGCGAAUGCAAAUGGAUUCAAAACUCGGCUGCCAGGCAGCGCAUUUGUUGCUAAUGGGCUAAUUGCUGAGAUUAUUUUUCUUCUUUGGUUUUUGUUAGCGUAAGAUAAAAAAUUUUACAUAUUGUACAUCUGAGUGUUGAAUUUUUCCAUCAAUGUUUAGCACCAAGAUAAUGAGAAAAUUAAGCGACAGUGCCAACACAAAAAAAAAGAAAAAACACCCAAAAAUAAGUAUUUAAAGUUUAACGAAAAUCGAAAUUGUACCUUGAGAAAGUCCAACAAACAUUAUUUGUGGCGGUAGCACUGGAACCUCCAGUUGCUAGCAAACCAAUCGAUAAAUAGUCAAACAAUAAAGAAGAUUACCCUUCUGUCAACGUUUAAGGACGAAUAUUCUAUAGCUACCUAGUUGUGUUUUGCACAUUUUGUAAACUUUACAACACGAUGAAGGAAAACCGAAUAUAUAAAUAAACGACAGCCCCGCAGCGUUAUAUAUAUAAAAAAUAUACUUAUACAGGAUACAAGAAAAUAACUAAUAAACCGUUUUUAAAACCCGUGAACAAACUACA
Molecule: messenger RNA, 4963 nt
Organism: Drosophila takahashii
Lineage: Eukaryota; Metazoa; Arthropoda; Insecta; Diptera; Drosophilidae
Gene: Mkp3
Product: Mitogen-activated protein kinase phosphatase 3
Biological process (GO): protein dephosphorylation; negative regulation of MAPK cascade
Cellular component (GO): cytoplasm; cytosol
Molecular function (GO): MAP kinase tyrosine phosphatase activity; protein tyrosine/threonine phosphatase activity; MAP kinase tyrosine/serine/threonine phosphatase activity
Source: RefSeq, a predicted model, not a curated record